This is a messenger RNA of Schistocerca nitens (vagrant locust), 5479 nucleotides long. RefSeq names its product peptidyl-prolyl cis-trans isomerase G (gene Moca-cyp). The transcript is spliced from 11 exons. The record is from RefSeq and is a predicted model, not a curated record. Lineage: Eukaryota; Metazoa; Arthropoda; Insecta; Orthoptera; Acrididae. Gene Ontology annotation, cellular component: intracellular membrane-bounded organelle. Bases 165 to 2687 code for a protein of 840 amino acids. Gene Ontology annotation, molecular function: peptidyl-prolyl cis-trans isomerase activity. Gene Ontology annotation, biological process: protein peptidyl-prolyl isomerization.
GGUUAUCUUUGGUGUGAAGUUAAUAGUGUUGGGGUAGGAAAAGUGUUUGUUUUCGCUUUUCGGGAACAAAUAUCGUAGCGUGUCGGAGAAUUUUUUUCGUCUUCAGAUACGGCUCAAAAUAAGUAGCAGUACAUUGCAUUUAAGGCGAAGUGCAAGCUGUAAAAAUGACGGUGACGAAGCAAUACAGGCCCCGCUGUUUCUUCGAUAUCGAAGUUGGGGGGUUGCCCAUGGGCAGAAUUGUUUUCGAGUUAUUCUCUGAUACAUGCCCAAUAACAUGCGAGAACUUCAGAGCCCUUUGCACCGGAGAAAAAGGUGAAGGAAAAACUACUGGCAAACCUUUACAUUACAAGGGAAUUAUCUUUCACAGAGUAGUGAAAGAUUUCAUGAUUCAGGGAGGUGAUUUUACAGUCGGAAAUGGUACCGGUGGCGAAUCUAUUUAUGGAGGAACAUUUGCAGAUGAAAAUUUCGAGCUGAAACAUGAUAAGCCGUUCUUGCUGUCCAUGGCAAACAGGGGUAAAGAUACAAAUGGGUCUCAGUUUUUCAUUACGACACAACCGGCGCCUCAUCUCGACGGAGUACACGUGGUCUUUGGCCACGUGCUAUCUGGCCAGCACGUCGUCUCUCACAUCGAGGGCCUGCCGGUCGACCGCAUGUGCCGCCCCCUGCAGGACGCACGCGUCACAAACUGUGGAGAGCUUGUUUUGAAGAUCAGAGGCAAAGAGAAGAAGAAAAGGAAGAAGGUGUCAAGUAGUUCUGCUGAAACAGGUAGUGAUUCUGAUGCAGAUAAGAAGAAAAAGAAGAAGAAAAGAAAGAAGCAAAAGAAAGAGAAAAGGAAGAGCCACAGUUCCAGUUCGGAGGACAGCGACGCCAGCGCAGAGAAAGAUGACAUCUCCAGCCCGGAGGGGCAGCCGCACCCUCUGGUCACACUCACGAAGAUCGAUCCCGACGAGAUACCGGACGUGCCACGCAACAAGUUUUUGUUUCGUGGUGGCAACGUGGCCGCCGACAAGGACAAGAAGGACAAAGAGAAGGACAAGGAUAGAGACCGCGACCGUGAGAGACGGCGACGGAAGGCGCGCAUACGUGGUAUUACCAAGAGUGGCCGUCUCAUCAAAGGCCGUGGAGUAUUUCGUUACAGGACACCAUCUAGAAGCAGAUCAAGGAGUGUGACUCCACCACACUGGAAACAAGCCCAGAACAGAAUUAUUAAGUACAGUGAGUACGAGAAAAUGGAGCAAGAACGUAAGAAGCGCGAGGAAGAGAUCAAGCGACGUGAGGAAGAGAGGCGUAAGAGGCACAUGGAGCGAGAGCAGAAAAUCAUGGAGGAGGAAGAGGAAGCAGGGUCUAGGAAGGUCCCAUCGGCAGCAGCCUUCAGGCGAGAAGACAGAAAAGGGACUGCUUCAGAUGAAGAAAGCCACACGCCUCCCCUGUCACAGCGGCGACGGCGGGAUCCUCCAUCGGAGCCGGAAGAAGGAGAGGUUGUAGCGGACGACGAGGGCCCGACGGCUCCGGAUGAGGCUAACAGCGAGGUCCACAACGGCACGUCACCGUCUCGGCAGACGGGCAGCAGGGAAAUGCGUACUGCUGGGCCUGUCGACUACAAUGCCCUGGACUACGACGAGGGUGCAGGUUCUGAAGAGGAAGGCCAGAAGCGGCUCUCUUCUGUUGCGAGUAGCGUGAAGACUUCCGAGAAACCAAAGGAGUCUGCAGAAAGUGAUAUCAGCAAGACAAAGGCUGAAAGGAAAACGGAAAAGGCGUCUCUUUCUGAAACAAAAGGUGUGAGUAAAAGUUUGCCUGCCCAGGAUAAUUUGAAACGAUCUUCCAAAGUCCCACAGGAUACGGACUCGAAGAAAACGAAAGAGAGUAGUAGAGACCGUGACGAUUCCCACAACAGGUCAGUUCCUGCACACGUGGAACGUCAUCAUAAGAGCCAGAGAGAAAAGGAAAAAGACAGAGACAGGGAAAAGGAGAAGAAGGACAAGGAGGGUGGUAAAGACAGGAUAAAGCAGAGAGAGAAGGAGAAAGAGAGAGAACGCGAAGACAGAGAGAAGUCGAGAGAGAAGCACAGGGAAAAGGACGAAGAAAAGAGGAGGAGAGAGAGAGAGAAGGGGGAGAAAGAGCGAGAGAGGAAGUCGAGGCGGUCCCGGUCGAGGUCUCGCCACCGUCACGGGGGAUCUCCGCAGUCGAGGAGGAGAGAUAGUGACCGCAGUAGACACGGCCACGAGAGGGACAGGGAAAAGAAAGAGGACAGAGAGAGGGAGAAAGAUAAGGUGAAGGAGAGGAGGCCAGAAAAGCAGAUAAAGGAAGAGAAGCAGAUAAAGGAAGAAAAACAGAUAAAGGAAGAGAAGCCGCAGGUUGCGAAGGACGCCGGAACCAACUCUGAGGGCGGAAACCGGGACAGGGGCAAGCGGUCGGAGCGGGAGCUGUCGAAGGAGGGGGUGCGUCCCAUGGUGGUGACACCGACCCUGGCAAAGGCGUCCACGGCCGAGAAGGGUCCGGCGAAAGCUGGACGGGGGAGCGCGGCUGCCAGGAGCCGCAAGCGCUCCAGCAGUUCCAGCAGCAGUAGCUCCAGCAGCAGCUCCAGCAGCUCGAGCAGCAGUGGCAGCAGCAGCUCGUCAUCAUCGUCCGGUCCGUCUUCUUCGGGCUCGGACUCCAAGCGGUCUGCACGGGCCUCCCGCAAGAAGUAGUGCGGCACCCGUGCGAGUUUGCCGUCAGAUGACUGUAUCUGAAUGUGUGGGACAGUUUUUCAGUUUUUAAUUUUUCUUUUUUUACCACUAAUGUUUACAGUGGCAUUCUAUUGACACGAGACAGCGACUGGACUAGAGCUCGUCGGCACUUAUGGAAAAAAUGUUGGUUCUGAGGAAAGUGUCCACUUAGAGAUUCAUUUCUUAUAUGAAUCGUAGGUAAGAGAGGAAAGACGAGAUACUUAACAUGUUGAGAAAAAAUUGUGCUCUGCGAACACCUGACACUAUCGUCUGGGAUGUGCUUCUGCCCCUUUAAUUAAUAGAGUUGCCUAUUUCCGUAGCCACGUACGAGAUUCGAUUCCAAGUGUCUCUCUUGAAAAUGGUAAAAAAAAUGGGAGUCUGUAGAAAGUUUGACAAAACAUGAUGUACCAUGUGAACUGUUCAGCAUUGCAGUAUGUAUUUCAGCUGACUGCUUGAUAAGUAUUGCAAAUCAACUAAGCAGAUGUUUGUUUCUACAGACCAAUUUACAAGUUUCAGCUAGACGUAGCUUUAAAUUUGACACUUUCCAGAGGCAUUUUAGAUAUACUUCUAGCUAAAUAUUGAGGAUGUGACUAGAUUUGAAAACUUUUGAGGCUAACGUACCACAUGGAAAAAGGAGGGGUUUGACUCCUUGUAUGCGUUUCAUUUGUAAACGCCAUUUCAGUACACUGCUUGACACAAUCGAGCUCUCGAAAAGAUUUUAAUCGAAUGUAUUGGUUCUUAAUCUUGUAAAACUAAAACCAUCUGGUCAUUUACCUCCAUGCUGCGCUAAAUAUUUAGCGGUAUGCGGCACUAGUGUACUUUCUGGCUUAGUGUGUAUCUCCCAUUACUUUUUCUAUUGAGUCAAAUACCGGGUGUUGCACAUUUUUAGUGAGACUAUAAUCUUACUCAUUUCAAGAGAUGACAUAGCAGUAUGAUGAGAAUCUGAGGUACAAAUCCCUAAGUACCCCAUGUUUCAUUUAAUUCCUGUAACUUAGUUCACAAGUGAUAUCUAACACUCUGAAAGUUCUCCAUAGUAUUAAGUGGAUUUAAUUUUUUGGGUUUUGAUAUGUACAUCCAACACUGUGCAAAAAUAUCCACAAGCAGUUAUCUGGUAAGAGUGUGUAGUGUAAGAUCUGAAAGAAAGAAUGAAUUACCUUUUAAGUGCAGUACCAUAAAGGGAUGUUUCAGUUUGAUUUAUAUAUUUACACUGUACUCUUGUUGCUAGCAUUCUUCAAAGCGUCAUUCAUAAAUAAACCAGAGAGUGCAGAUUCACUAUCUUGUUAUGAAAACGUGACAGUUUAUAACAAUCAUUGGCUCUAAAGACUGUUGUGUACUGUUGUUUUGAAUUAUGGCUAUAGUUUGGAAGCAACAGUGUGUAUAACAAGAAUAUAGUUUAAAGUGUCGUGAUUGGAAUAUGUGCACAUAAUUGUAGAAAUCUUGGAAUGCCGUCUCAUAGUUUGUAAACAAUUUGAAGUGCUCUUAGAAUUCUUAAACUAGCUAGUAAUUUGUGAAACAGAGACUAAGUUUUUCAAUAGUUUUACAUUUGUCUGAUUUGUACUAAAUACUUCUGUUGAGUGAAACAUUUGAUAAUGUGCAAUAUGUUGUCUUAAUAAACUGAAGCUCCCAAAUUGUUGUGUUGUUGUCAGAAGUACAUCUUAUUUUGCUUGCCAGAUAUGUAGUCGAUUGUGUUUUAAACAUUUACAUGGAUAUACCAGUUGUAAAGUUUCAUGUCUGUAUGUUAUUAUCUUAUCCAUUUCCCCAAUCACAGUUUCUUCUCUAAUGCGCUACUUCUGUUACAAUUCUCUCUCAAAAUUUAACAGUACGUACACAGAUAGCGUUCAACAAAUAUUGCAGUUAGCGUAAGUUACCUAAAGUCUUGCAACACAAUUCUUCUCCUUCCCCUCUUCUGCUAUCCGCUUUGGAAAAGAUUUGAAUAUAUCUGACAUCAGUAAAAUACACAAUAUUUUAGCUACUAUAAUACAGUUGCGGAUAACUGAAUGCCUUAGGGUAACUCACUCUAUUUUUAGAAAUGCGUAUGUUCAGAUCAAAAUGCUUGUCUUUAGGUUAUGAUCAGUUACUCUUAAAUUCUCAAAUGCUGUGUCUUGAACUAAUAUUCAAACAAACUGUGUACUUGGCAUUAAUGAGGACACCACCAUUGCAGUUGCGUGCUGGAAUCGUAAACUUUGAUCAAUUCUCAACUUUCUACUAAAUACAGUAAUAGAAAGCAUUUCUUCUGAAACACUGUUGUUCCUUCCAUUAUAACCCAUGUGUAUAGGGUAACACUUCACAUACCAUUAGUGUACAUGCAUUUAUGACAUUACAUCAGUCCUUUCUGACAUUAACGAAUAACAAUUCUGUCCAAAUCUGACCGAUAACUAAGCUUCAUUUAUCAUCAUUGGCGUAAGCACCACUGUGACGGGUCAAUGGCCUGCCCUGUUACUCUGAACCGGGAUGCCUCAGCAGGUACUGUGAAGCACAUCAUUGCACUCCGAAGAAGCUUGGCAUCGCCAUCUGUUUACGUGCUAGAUCAUUUGCUAAUUAGAUAGAUGUUGGGUAAUCACUCACUUUAUCAAAGUGAUAUCUUAGACCACAGUACGUAGCACAUGUCCUGUAAUUGAGAGGUCACUGGCUAAAUUCCCACUGGUUGUUAUAACGACGAAUCACAUGAAAAUCGAAAGUAUUCAAAACAAAAAUUUGGCACAAAAAUGUGAAACCUUAAAUAGAAAAUAAAGUAUUUUAUCUCCAAAGAUUGUGCAGUAUUAUUGAUGUAUUCU